AUGCUAAACCUAUCAUCCCGACCUUCAAUGUGCGGGCCACCAUCAGCAAGGAAACGUAUAAACUGGAGAAAGUUCCAAACCGAACUAACUCCCCGAAUAAAGAACAUUCGCAUCACCACCAUCGAUGAAAUCAACAAAAACAUCGACCAACUCACCAAAGCCAUCCAAUCAGAGAUCAAAAACUGUUCCUACGAAUCGCGAACACUAGACCAACCAAAAUCACUACCUGAUGACAUACUGCUUGAGAUUGAUACCAAGCGUUUACUACGGAAAAACUGGCAACGUACGCACGACCCUCGGGUGAAAACGCUGUACAACGCACAGGUUUCCCAUGUCAAAGAUAUCCUCACUCGCCACAGACAAUCUGAAUGGAAUUCUUUUACUGCCACUUUCAAUUUCAAAAACAAAUCUAUAUACAAAUUGAACCGACGACUCCUCCACAAACAACCAGCAUGUCAACCUCUCAAAGCACCUGAUGGGACAAAAAUCUACGACACUAACUUUUCGCAGACACAAUGUCAGCCCAGUUCCAAAACAAUCCGGGCCCACCAUCACCUGAAGUCACCAACUCAAUCCAAAGACUACGCGACCUUGUAA
This is a messenger RNA of Macrosiphum euphorbiae (potato aphid), 597 nucleotides long. The record is from the annotation of a GenBank genome assembly. NCBI's taxonomy places the organism in Eukaryota, Metazoa, Arthropoda, Insecta, Hemiptera, Aphididae.